AUGGCCGCUGUCUCAAACUCCACCUGCACGGGAAACGUCUACGUCCUCCCAAACAUCACCGACGCAGCCUGUGGUGCCCCAAUCGCCGGCAACAUUACCUCAGCCUUCGACUCUUGCUGCAAGGGGGACUCACCCGUCAAAUAUGACAACGACUGCGGCAUCUACUGCCUGGCCCAGGGCCAAACCGUCUCCGAGUUGACCCAAUGUCUUGAGCAGAAGAGCGGGACGUACUCUAUCUUCUGUAAUAAGGCUGGCAACGCGACUGCGACCGCUGCGGCGACAACCACCAAGGCCACUUCCACUGGUACUUCGACUUCGACGGGCACUAGUGCGGCAAGCACUAGUUCCGGUGCGGCGGUGGCUAACCAGCCUGUUUCCAAGACAGGAUUGGGCGUUAUGGCUAUGCUGUUCUGCUCUGCACUGAUGGGUGUGGUUGCUUAA
Molecule: messenger RNA, 441 nt
Organism: Penicillium daleae
Lineage: Eukaryota; Fungi; Ascomycota; Eurotiomycetes; Eurotiales; Aspergillaceae
Exons: 1
Coding region: 1-441 (146 amino acids)
Source: RefSeq, a predicted model, not a curated record